AGACCAUCACAUGAGAAUGCUUAAAUAAAGAUUAUAUACAUUCGAUAAUAUAUAUAUAUAGAUAAUAUUCAACGAUCGAUCAUGUCAAAUCAUCUCUACAUGGACAAAUCGAAUGGCAAUGGCGUCUAUGCGGUCAAGCCCAACAGCAGCCACACGGACAACGAUAAUGGCAUAAUGGGAGCAGGUGUUGCCCCAACCACAACCUCAACAGCAGCAGUGGCAGCAGCUGGCGGGGUGGCAGCAGGCGGCCCCACAACGAUGGCCACAGUAAAUAACAUAAACAUAAUGAACGGAGCCGCCGCCGCUGCAGCUGCAUCAGCGUCCACUCUGCCAACGUCCGCUUCCAGCGAGGACCUCAGCCAGAGCCUGUCCGAGUACACAGAUGCGGAUGAGAGCAUAUCCGCCCCCACAGAGUUUCUCGCCGAGUUUCUGUCCGCCGUCAUGCUCAAGGACUACAAAAAGGCAUUGAAAUAUUGCAAAUUGAUUCUCCAAUACGAGCCCAACAACGGCACGGCAAAGGAGUUCUAUCCGCUCAUCCUGGACAAGCUGCGGGGAGUGGCCACAUCCAGCGACAGCGACGAGAACUACAAUAAAUCUUCAUCACCCGAACUGGCCCUGGACUUGCAUGAAUCUGAUGCUGAAUGUGAUGGCGAUGGCGACAGGAGUGACAGCAGCAACAACUGCUCCGAGGAGGACAAUGGCUGGGGUGACGAUGAGAUUGACAAUGUGGAUGUGGAGGGCGAGGAGGAGAGCAGCAGCAGUGGCGAUGAUUAUGAGCUGCCGAUCGAUGAGCAACAGGAUCUAGCUGCUGUCGAUGGCCUGGCCGUGCCGCACUCCCACUCCCACUCUCAUUCCCAUAGCCACAAUGACUCGGGCUCCUCGCGCAACUCGUCGAGCGGCGGGGGCGGUCGCAGCGAUAACACCACGCACUCCUACUCGAGUUUGCUGCUGGAGGAGGAGGACGACAUUGUGCCAGUCUGUCUCAGCUUUGGCCUCAAGGACACCACGGUCACAGAUCUGGAUGUCAGCAAUGGCAACAAGGUGCCCUCCGCAUCGUGCAGCGACUCGGAGUCACCCACAGAACCACUGACACAGCGACUGGCGGCCAUACUCCGGUCCAAAUGCGGUGUAUCCUCCGGCGGCAACGAAGACCCCUACUGAGGGAACCCCGCGAUCGAUAGAUCAAACUAUAUACUUCAUACACAUACACUGAGCAACACUCGAAGGUUUUCGAAUGGAACCAAAGAUUGGAGAUGGGUCUGAUUCGGUUGCACAGUGCUAUCUAUAUUCUUGUAUACUCCAACCCUUUGCCCCGCUAGUCCCACCACUAGUGUGACCGCUUAACGAACCUAGAAACCGUCCCUAACUGCAUACACACUCGUAUAUUGUAUCUUGUAUCUUGUAACUCCAACUGCAAUGUUUUCUCUUCAAACACGAUUGAUUCUAUUCUCCCUAGGACAAACAUAUCGUACAAACUCAAAAAACGUACUUAUAUACAUUAAUACUUAUAUA
Messenger RNA from Drosophila obscura, 1512 nucleotides. RefSeq lists its product as uncharacterized. Gene Ontology annotation, molecular function: protein binding. The transcript is spliced from 6 exons. NCBI's taxonomy places the organism in Eukaryota, Metazoa, Arthropoda, Insecta, Diptera, Drosophilidae. The coding region runs from base 82 to 1161 and encodes 359 amino acids. The record is from RefSeq and is a predicted model, not a curated record.